This is a messenger RNA of Aspergillus puulaauensis, 1791 nucleotides long. RefSeq names its product CocE/NonD family hydrolase. Bases 1 to 1791 code for a protein of 596 amino acids. NCBI's taxonomy places the organism in Eukaryota, Fungi, Ascomycota, Eurotiomycetes, Eurotiales, Aspergillaceae. The record is from RefSeq and is a predicted model, not a curated record. Gene Ontology annotation, molecular function: dipeptidyl-peptidase activity. The transcript has 6 exons.
AUGUUCGUCCACGAAAAACUCAGCCAUCAGUUCCCAGACACAGUGUACACCGCCGUUGCCCAUCCUGAGCAGCAUGCGGGUUUCCACUACACAGGGUUCCAUCCUGGAAAGACCCAUCGGCUUCCCAGGGGCCAUGUUAAGCUGCCCGGUUUCCAAGCUUUCCCAGUAGAUGUGAUUUGGGAACAAGACCAGGCAAUUCCAAUGCGGGACGGUAUCAAGCUUUUCGCCGAUAUAUUCCGGCCAGAAGGCGAGCAGGGGCCGGUCCCCGCGAUCAUUCCAUGGAGUCCAUACGGGAAAGUUGGCACGAGUACGCUCAACUACGAUAUCAUGGGCCCUUGGCGUAUUGGAAUACCGUAUCAGCAUCUUAGUGGAUAUGAAACAUUCGAAGGACCGAACCCAGCAGAAUGGUGCUCUAGAGGCUAUGCUAUUGUUGAUAUUGACGCUAGAGGCUCCGGUGACUCGGAGGGCAAUCUGAUGUUCUGGGGUGAACAAGAAGCGACAGAUAUUUACGAUUCCAUCACCUGGAUUUCUCAGCAGUCAUGGUGCAAUGGCUCAGUUGUUAUGAUGGGAAACUCCUGGCUGGCCAUCUCACAACUCAAUUUUGCCUCGCGCUUCAGCCAUCCAAAUCUCAAGGCGAUCGCUCCAUGGGAAGGACUGAUCGACCCCUAUAGACAACAGGCUUGUCGAGGAGGUAUUCCCAAAGCUGGCUUUGGUGAUAUGAUUAUCCGAGGGUUUGCGGGCCGUGGAAAGGCAGAAAACCUGGGUGCCAUGACCAAACUGCGACCUCUGUUUGACAACUACUGGGAAGAGAAACAGAUCAAACCGGCCAACAUUCGCGACAUCCCCAUGUAUCUGACAGCCUCAUACUCCACAGGCCUCCAUUGCGAAGGCUCCUUCCAAGCGUUUGAAACGGCCCAAACCCCUCGCAAGUGGCUCCGAGUCCACGCGACACAGGAAUGGCACGACCUUUACCGACCAGAAGCAACGGACGACUUGCAACGGUUCUUCGACUUCUACGCGAAGGGUUUGCAAAACGGAUGGGAGAGAGAUACACCACGGGUUCGCCUGAGUCUACUGGGCUACGACGGGAGUUGUGCCAAAACUAUUGUAGAACGUCCUGAGCAGAACUGGCCACCUGCUCGUCAGCAUCUGAGUCGAUAUUAUUUGAGCGGGGCCAGCCAGUCUUUGGUUAGGGCGCAACCGGGUACCGCUGCUCGUGUGUCGCACGAAGGCCAUUCUCUGGUUGAUUCCUCUGACUUUGUGUUAUACUUUGACAGAUAUACCGAGCUCUGCGGCCGGCCCUUUGUGAAGCUUUUCAUGUCUUGCGAUGCAGCAGACGAUUUCGACGUGGUAGUGCAGCUUCGCAAAAUCUCAUCUUCUGGCAAACUCCUCGAAUCCUUGAAUUGGACACCGAUGCCAAAGCCUCAGCCAGAGGUCCCAAAUACCAAUGUAGCAAAGCAUCUUGGCCAGCAGGGGAUGCUUCGCGCGUCUCACCAUAUUAGCUUACAGCCCCGUCAAAGUGACAACGAAAUUCCUUUCCACAACCACGAGUCUCGCCAGGCCAUAAUUCCUGGCACAGUUGUCCCUUUGCUGAUCCCAAUAUGGCCGGUGGGAAUGGUCUUUGAGGCGGGGGAAGGUUUGAUGCUUAGGAUUUCGGGCCACGAUAUGGCUCUUCCUGAGACGGAAUCUCUGCGGCCAUCGAGUCCUGUUGAUGAAAAUCAAGGUACACAUACUGUGUAUACAGGGGGAGACUAUGAAAGCUACCUGGUAAUCCCAGGGAUUACGAACUAA